GAGAGAGAGAGAGAGAGAGAGAGAGAGAGAGAGAGAGAGACGCUCAUCCUACACGCCACUAAGCUCGCUACGAAAGAGGGAGGGAGCGGCAAAAGCAGGAACUGCAUCGGCAGUGAACUUUGGCCGAGGGCUAAAUAAUCCAACAUAAUAAUAAGAAGACGUAAAACUAACAUAAGACAUGUAGGGGUGGAUUGUACGAUACCCCAAUUAUAAUGCAAUGCGUUAAAUGAUUCGCAGUAGGCCACACUUAGAUGCGAGCCUACCCGAAUAUUUGUCAAACGGAAGUUAUAGCAAUAGGAAGUUUGAAAAAAGAAGUUAAAAAACGCAAAAAACAAACCGUGUGCCAACUUCUCUGCCCUCUGAAGGAGAUGGAUACGCACGUCAAAGAAGGACAACUUUAUGUACAGCACCAAAAGUUUGGCAAGAAAUGGAAGAAGAGCUGGUUUGUGCUGUACCCAGCCAGUCAGAGUGGCAUCGCUCGCCUGGAGUUCUUUGACUGUGGCGGCAGCAGUGAGAAGCCCAGCAGCACCAAGAAGCUGGACAAGAAGGUGAUCCGGCUGUCUGAGUGCAUCAGCAUCCUGCCCGCCCUCACCGAGACCUGCCCCAAGGACAACAUGGCCGCCUUCUGCAUGGAGACCAACGACAAGACGCACGUGUUCGCCACGGAGCGGCAGGCCUGCGCCGCCUGGGUGGACAAGCUGUGCGAAAUCGCCUUUCAGGGAGGCGGUGUGUUGGACUCUAACGGGCAGCAGGAAUUCAAGAUGGCGGAGAACCUCAUCUACUCCUCCAGAGAGGAAGUGAAUGAGUUCUGGGUGAGCGUGCAGCGGACAGAGGCCUCGGAGCGCUGUGGCCUGCAGGGGGCGUACUGGCUGAAGGCCGACAGUGACAGCCUCAUCCUGAAGGACCCCAAGAGCAAGAGGAGCCUGCUGGUCUGGCCCUACAAACUGCUGCGCCGCUACGGCAGAGACAAGGUGAUGUUCUCCUUCGAGGCGGGGCGGCGCUGUGACUCGGGCCCGGGGAACUUCACCUUCGAGACCAAGCAGGGGAACGAGGUGUUUGGGCUGGUGGAGGGGGCGAUCCGGGAGCAGAAGGCCCAGGCAGAGGAGCGGCACCAGAGCAGCCCCGCCCUGGACCCCGACUGCCCCGCCCUGCAGCUGGCCCGCACCGGGGGCGAGGGCGGCCGCGAGCGGGAGGACGGGGACUCCGGCGGCAGCAAGCCCGGCUCGGCGGACGGCGUGUUCGGCAGGAGGGAGGGCCGCAGCCUGCCGGACCCCCCCGCCCCCCCGCACGACCCGGCCGGGCUGUACUCGGAGCCGGCCGACUCCCUGCGCCUGCCCCCCUGCCCCGCGGACGCGCUGUACUCCGACCCCGUGGACAGCCUGAAGGCCGCCCCCACGCCCGCCCCGCGUAACCCUGGCAACAGGCCCGAGCCGCUGUACUCCGACAUCUACGACCGCGUGAGCGUGGAGCUGGCGCCCCGCGCCGCCGCCCUGAGGCUGGAGGCGUGGCCUAAAGGGGCGGGGCCGGAGCACAUCUACGACGAGCCGGAGGGGCGUGGCGAGGGCGGGGGCGGGGGCGGGGGCGGGGCGCUGUACGACGAGGCGCGGCUGGAGCCGCAGGCCUGGCGUGCGCGGGCGUGGGACGACUCGCCGCAGGGCCACGAGGUCCCGUACAACCCCAGCGCCGACGACUACUCCGUCCCCGCCUACGGCCGGCCCCCGCCCCCACGCACCAAGGGCCCCAAGCCCCUCCCAGCCCCCAAACCCGCCAAGGGGAGCGGCCCGCGCAACCAGAACACCAACAACAACAACAACGAGCACACAGCGCUGUACGGCCAGGUGUCCCGACACAAGCCCCACCCAAACACCUGCUACCCACCCGACAUCAUCUACGAUAACCUGGGGGACAUCUGACCCUGCCCCCCGCUGGGGCCCAGAGCCCCCUGUCUGCGCGCCGAGGAACUGCAGGCUGGGCCAGGACUGGGAGUGGGACUGGGAGUGGGACUGGGAGUGGGGGAAGGUGUGGAGCAUCAGGGGAAACUCUUCCUCUCUGAAAUGCUGGGAUUGGGUGUGGCAAGGCCAGGGUGAGUCCUGUGACUGGCUGUUUAAAGUUUUAAACUCAAGAUCAGUGGGAAUGUGGCUUGUUGGCUCCACCCCUUAUCUGAACAUAGCGAUCACGCAUGUCCCUCACGCACCUGGACCACGCCCACUCAGAGCCACGCCCACUCAGGAAGGGCUGUCGUUCCUGCUGCAGCUGUGUCUGUAACGAGUGUUGUUUCCGUUCUUUUGUUUAAAAAAAGAAAAAAAAAAGAAAAAAGAACCUUUUUUUAAGAACCCAUUUCCCUACAAUCUGAAGUGUCUGUGCAGGCCUGUGUUGGACUGAAGGAUCUCUGAUUAGCACUGAGCAUAGUGCAUCAGGGCCUCAUUUCCUGCUUCAAACUUCCGUCUGCCAGACACUGCUGCAGGCCUGUAAAUAAAGGUAACAAUAACAAAAUAAAAUUUUACAAAAAA
Molecule: messenger RNA, 2510 nt
Organism: Conger conger (European conger)
Lineage: Eukaryota; Metazoa; Chordata; Actinopteri; Anguilliformes; Congridae
Gene: dok1b
Product: docking protein 1b
Exons: 5
Coding region: 252-1913 (553 amino acids)
Biological process (GO): positive regulation of MAPK cascade; cell surface receptor protein tyrosine kinase signaling pathway
Cellular component (GO): cytoplasm
Source: RefSeq, a predicted model, not a curated record